Molecule: messenger RNA, 3090 nt
Organism: Pneumocystis jirovecii RU7
Lineage: Eukaryota; Fungi; Ascomycota; Pneumocystomycetes; Pneumocystales; Pneumocystaceae
Exons: 1
Source: RefSeq, a predicted model, not a curated record
UUGGCGCGGGCGGUGGCGCGGGCGGUUAAGCGGCAGGCAAAAGCGGCGCAAAAAGCUAGUGUAUAUGAAGAAGAGGAUUAUCUUUUGGCUUUGAUUUUAAAAGAGGAUUCUAAAAAUGAACAAAAAUGCAAAGAAGAACUGGAAAAAUAUUGUAAGGCAUUAAAAGAUUCAAAUCUGAAUAAAGAAGAAAUACAUGAAAAAUUAAAAGAUCUAUGCAAAAAUGAUGCCCCAGAAAGAACGUGCAAAGAAUUGAAAACUAAAGUUCAAAAUAAAUGUAAUAAACUCGUAACAAAACUUGAUGGUAUAUUGAAAAAGCCAAAUUCAGGGUUGACGGAUGGAGAUUGUAAAGAGAAUGAACAAGAAUGUCUAUUCUUGGAGGGAGCAUGUCCUAGUGAUCUUACAGAGAAUUGUAACAAACUAAGGAAUCUAUGUUACCAAAGAAAGCGUGACAAAGUAGCAAAAGAAGUUCUUUUGAGGGCACAUCGUAGUAAUCUCAAUGAAACAGAUAUAUGCAAAAAAAAACUUAAAGAAGUUUGCCCGGAAUUAGAGAGAGAAAGUGAUGAGUUGAUGGAAUUAUGUCUCAAUCAGAAAAAAACAUGCAAUGAUCUUGUAGCUGAAGGAAAAAACAAGUGUGAUGCUCUCAAAAAAGAUGUUCAAGGAGUGCUCGAUGAAAAAAACAAAUUGGAAGAAAAAUGUUUGUUAUUACUUAAACAAUGUUAUUUUUACGUUGCAAACUGUGAGGAAAAAGAUAUGAUUAAAUGCAUUGAGUUAGAAGAAAAAUGUUAUGAAAAAAAUAUUGUUUAUAUACCACCAGGACCUGAUUUUGAUCCAACUAAACCUGAGCCUCCAAUAAUAGAGGAAAUAGGGCUUGAAGAGCUUUAUAAAGAAGCAGGAGAAGAAGGGGUUCUUAUUGAGAAACCAAUAACAGCAGAUACGACUUCUCUUUUAUCAUUGUUGACUGAAAAUGUUAAUAAAGGAAAGAUUAAAGAAAAAUGUGAUGAAUUACUUGAACGUAAAUGCAAAGAUCCAGAAAAGCACAACAUUUUUGAGGAUUUAUGCGGAAAAGGUAAAGCUAAUGAAAAUGGAACUCAAAAAUGUGAGGAACUAGAAAAAGAUAUUGAAAAGAUUUGUAAAAUUCUUACACCAACUAUUCUCAAAAAUCGUCUUUUUGAUAAAACAAAUAAACAUAGCGGAAUUAUUGGGUGGGGAGAGCUACCAACAUUUCUUAGUGAUGAGGACUGUGCAAGAUUAGAAUCUUAUUGUUUUUAUUAUAAAGAAAGAUGCCCAGAUGGCAAACAAUCCUGUAUGAAUGUGAGAGCAGCGUGUUAUAAGAGAGGACUUGAUGCACGGGCAAAUAAAGUGCUGCAAAAAAAUAUGCAUGGGUUAUUGCGUGGUUCAAAUCAAAGUUGGCUUAAGGAAUUUCAACGAAAAUUAAUAAAAGUGUGUAAAAAACUGAAAGAAGAAAAUAAAGGAAGUUUCUCAAACGAUGAAUUGUUUAUUUUGUGUGUACAGCCAGCAAAAGCAGCACGAUUACUUACACAUGACCAUCAAAUGAGGACUGUUUUCCUACGUAAACAAUUGGAUCAAAAGCGAGAUUUUCCAACAGACAAAGACUGCAAAGAAUUAGGGAGAAAAUGUCAAGAUUUAGGAAAGGAUUCAAAAGAAAUUACAUGGCCAUGUCAUACACUGGAGCAGCAAUGCAAUCGUUUAGGGACUACAGAAAUUUUAAAACAGGUUUUACUGGAUGAACAUAAGGAUACUUUGAAAGAUCAAAAAAGUUGUGUAAAAUAUUUGAAAGAAAAGUGUAAUAAAUGGUCUAGAAGAGGUGAUGACCGUUUUUCUCUUGUAUGUGUUUUUCUGGAAAGUACGUGUAAGCUGAUGGUAGAAGACGUACAAAAUAGAUGCAAAGUAUUCAAAGAAAAUACACAAGCAUCAAAUAUCACGGACGUUUUUGAAGAUAACACAAGAAUAGAAUCAUUAGCAAGUUUUUGUCCCUUUUGGAGUUCAUACUGUCAUAGAUUCGGACCUAAUUGCCCUGAUCUUAAAAAAGAGGCUACUUUUUGUACAAAGCUCGAAAAACAUUGUGAACCAUUUUACAAAAGAAAGGCCUUGGAAGACGCUCUCAAAGUAGAGCUUCGAGGAAAAUUAGGUGGUCAAGAUAAAUGUGAAUCUGCAUUAGAAAAAUAUUGCACAGUAGCAGGAAACGUAAAUAAUGCAUCAAUCAGAAGUUUAUGCAAAGAUAAUGCCGAAAGUAAAACUAAAAAGGCUGAUGAUAAAGAUAUUAGAAAGAAUCUUUGUCUAAAAUUAGUGGAAGAAGUGAAAGAACAAUGUAAAACAUUACCGGAAGAACUAAAACAACUGGAAAAAGACUUAGAAGACGACUUUAAAGUAUUUAAAGAACUUAAAGAACAAGCAAAAGAAGCAAUGAACAAGUCCAAUCUUGUUUUAUCAUUCGUUAAAAAAGAUGAAAAUAAUGCAUCGAAAAAUAGUAGCAAAAACAAGGAUAAGAAUACCGUUUCAAACGGACUUCAAGAUACCACAGAACCUGUGAAAAUACUACGGAGAGGAGUUAAGGAUGUAUCCGUAACAGAAUUAGAAGCUAAAGCAUUUGAUUUGGUAGCAGAAGUAUUUGGAAGAUAUGUAGACUUGAAAGAAAGAUGUAAUAAAUUGGAAUCAGAUUGCGGAAUUAAGGAGGAUUGCAAGGAUUUAGAAGGAGUAUGUGGAAAGAUACAAGGAGUAUGUUCGAAAUUAAAACCACUGAAAGUGAAGUCGCACGAAAUAGUCACAGAAAGUACAACAACGACCACAACGACCACAACAACCGUUACCGAUCCGAAGGCAACAGAAUGCAAAUCCUUACAGACAACAGACACAUGGGUUACACAGACAUCGACACACACAAGCACGUCUACCAUCACAUCUACGAUUACAUCAAAAAUAACACUCACAUCAACGAGGCGUUGCAAACCAACCAAGUGUACGACAGGGGAUGAUGCAGAGGACGUGAAGCCGAGUGAGGGAUUGAAGAUGAGUGGGUGGAGCGUGAUGAGGGGGGUGAUAUUAGCAAUGAUGAUUUCGUUCAUGAUUUAG